Molecule: messenger RNA, 557 nt
Organism: Hyla sarda
Lineage: Eukaryota; Metazoa; Chordata; Amphibia; Anura; Hylidae
Gene: PHPT1
Product: phosphohistidine phosphatase 1
Exons: 3
Coding region: 47-415 (122 amino acids)
Biological process (GO): peptidyl-histidine dephosphorylation
Cellular component (GO): cytosol
Molecular function (GO): protein histidine phosphatase activity
Source: RefSeq, a predicted model, not a curated record
GGGCGGGAUGAGAGCUGAUUGGCCGCCGUGCUCUGUGUGACGGAAGAUGGCGGAGCAGGGUCUGGCGCGGAUUCCUGUGGUGGAUAUAGACCCGGACGGGGUGUUCAAGUACGUGCUGAUCCGGGUGAACGUGACGGAAGGAUCAGACGAGUACAAGGACAUCGUGCGGGGGUACGGCUGGGCGGAGUACCACGCUGACAUCUAUGACAAGGCGGCAGCCGAGAUCGAGAAGGAUCGAGUCUACGACUGCGAGUGUCUGGGAGGAGGACGCAUCAACCACUCCAGUAGCAGCAAGAAAAUCCACAUUUAUGGAUACUCCCUGGGUUUUGGCCGGGCCAGACAUGCAACCACCAUGGAGCUGAUAAAAACGAAAUAUCCAGACUAUGAAGUGACCUGGUCAGAUGAAGGCUACUGAAUAGAGCGACCACACAGUAACCAGUUGUGCCUCUACCUUCUGCCCAUAAGGGGGCAGUGUUGUAUUAACUAAGGAACAAGUUAGGUGAGAGUAUAGAACAGUGGUCUACAACUUGCAGACCUCCAGAUGUUGCAAAACUACA